UAUGAUGCGAUGACCAGGGAUCUAAUAUCAUUCAGAGUGUCGUUUGUCCUGUAAACUAUUUUGUCUCGCGUUGCUAUUGAGGACAUUGGAGGAGCAGUGUGUGAGACCUGUUAGAACUUCUCUCUCUCUCUCUCUCUCUCUCUCUUUGGAGAUAUUUUCGUCUUGUUCUCAUGGAAUGUCUUUUUAAAUUGGAGCAAGUUGAUUCAUAAUAUGCAGCAGGUAUUUCUUUAGACAUUAGGAACCUUUGAAUGGAUUUAAUAGCGAUUCACUUGACGUGAAAAAGUGACUGAAACUUUGUGAAGGUGACAACUUCUUAUAUUUGAAUCUGAUUUUGGCGAGAACAUAGAUUCUAUCAACGGCGACAGAAGUAUGGAAGGAAAUACUAUAGAAUCACCCAGACUAGUAGAAGCACCGAUCUCUGCCUCGAUGAACCAAUCAGAAGAGAGCGCCCCUCCCAGUUUAAUCCGUUCCUCAGACAAACCCGAAGAAUCAAUGCAAGUACAAGGAGGAACAAGCUCCGUCAAGUCGAGGUUUGAAAGCGGAGACUUCCAAAAUUCCACCCCUGCCAGCGCCGCCACCAAGUCCAUCAAUAUAUACGACGCGCCUGCGGAGAAGGGCGUCGCAGAGAACACUCCCGUGCGGAAGGAGGACAUUUUCCAUGCGGACGAAGCGCAGGAGGAGGUGAAGACCUCAUCGGACGGGAUUGGGAAGUUCAAGAAUAUGUUUGAGGUGGGUGGAGUGACAAAUCUAGAGGCCAAGACCAGUCGCGACCCUGUCAACGUCAGAUCCCUCACCGAGUAUGAAAGCACCACCCAGGCUCACGUAGCGGAGAGCACGCCGGUCAUCAGGGACGAUGUCGUCAGGAGCUCGGAUACUUCGGAGGACCCUGGCAUUAAGCGAGGCCUCUCGAAAUCGCUCAGGAAUCGCUUCGAGACGGAGAGGAUUUCAAACAUUGAGGAGAAGCCGAGAGAAAAGAUUGAGAUCAGUAGGCCGGAAGAAAGGAGGGUUUACCAGCCUCCAGAGAAGCCGAAGCGUGAGGAUGUAGUCAAUGCAGAGACUACGGCUGAGGAUCCCGGGAUCAAGUCAGGACAAGCAAGGUCGCUCCGAAGUCUCUUCGAAAAGGGUAACGUCAGCAACGUGCAGGAGAAACCUCGAUCUGCUUUAGAACGUAGUCCUCGCUCUCUUGAAGACUACAAGAUUGAGGACCAGGUCUCCGAGAGCACACCAACAAGAAAAGAGGACGUGGUGAGCUCAUCGAUGACGUUGGACGAGCCGAUGAAGUCGGCCGAGAGCACGCGGUCGCUGAAGCAGAGAUGGGAGACCGGGCAGGUCGAGAGGGUUCCGGAGAAGCCAAAGCCGUCACUAGAGAGGACGCCGCAGUCAUUAGAUAGUUAUAGUAUGACGAUGGUGAUUUCUGAGAACACACCUGAAGAAAGAACUGAUAUUGUCAAGUCAUCGGCAAGCAGCGAUGACUAUCUGACGUCGAAAGGUGGCAGUGCAAGCUCUCUGAAGGCAAAAUGGGAGUCGGGUGAAGUUCAUAACGCUGACGUGAAAACCGAGAAGGUGGAGAGUAAACCGAAGCGUUUCUCUGGGUACUAUGAAGGGGAUGAACAAACGAAUGGUGUGGUGGAACACGAGAAUGGAAUCAUGGAAGAGAGAGAGGAGGAGCAGGAAGAGGAAGAAGAAGAGAGCAGCGUUGAUGCUUCGUGGGAAAUCAAGGCAGCAAGAGCAGCAGCCAUGGCUGAUAUAGAAGAUGAGUGACCAAUCAGAAGCUUCCAUUUUUCAAAUUAACCAAUCACCAUGCUUCAUGAACUCAUGUAUAAUACAAAAACAAAACAAAAAGCAAAAUGCUGAAAGUAUAACAGUGCUAUUGAUAUUAAUAAUAAUUAUUAUAAUUAAUGAUAAAUGUACAUUUUAUAUAUUAAUGGAAUAUUUUUCAAAAAGUUUAAACAUUUGUUUAGCAUGUUUGAUGCAAAAUUGCUUGUAUAAACCUAAAUCAUGAGUAAUUAGAUUGCUCAAAUUAUAUUAGCUUUUGUAUAUUGAAUGUUAUUAUACAUACAAUACGAUAGGUAAUAGCGGGCUUUCAUUGUGGGAGGUUGAUUUGUAUAACAUUUUUUACCCAGUUACUCAAACAUUUGAUACAUACAACAGAUUAUUCUUAUGUGGAGCCCAUUAAGCUAUGUUGGUAUUUUUUCUAAGUUUUGCGUCUCGUCUUACAAAGAGUAGGGAUUGAUCCAAUCAAACCCAACUGUAUGGAAAUCCAUCAUUGUCAUAAUUUCUCCUCCAGGAAAGUUGAACAAGGUUCUUUGGAAUCAAAGAGAAGGCACACUGAAUUGUGAAGACAACGAUGCUGUUAGAUGUUGAGGUUGCUGGCUUUCCAUAGUUGUGGUUAAUCGGAUCAAUCGCAACGCUUUGUAAGAUGAGGCACAGAUUGUCAGAUUUCUAUCUGCGAUGUUUUAAUCUUCGCCAUGUUCGUGAAUUUGAGCAUGUCACAGUCCUUUUGCCGUAAAUUUGAAGUCACUCCUUCAUGUCGAUUCUGAGAAUUGGUCGACGACAGGUGCCCAUUCCAUGAAAGCAUCAUUAUCUCCAGCUCUACACCAUCAUUAUGGAAAGCCAAGCUGGAUGUCUCGGUUUCGGCUUAAAUACAGAAAUUGCUAAUUGUUGAUUGGACAGAAUGCAGGCCCAUUUACUUUGCAAGCGAAAGACAUUUGUCUGUUUACAGACAACCAGGGCCUCCGAGAACAACAGCAUUCCAGUUACAAUAUCUACAAUCUACAAAUAUGAAUAAAAUAAGUUAAGUAAAUAAACAAAUAAAUGUAAAUAAAUAAAUAAAUCUAUGAAUUACAUGUAAUUUAUUAAUAAAUGAAUGAACUUUAAAAUCAAUCUAUCCAUAUAUAGAUAAGUUAAAAAAUAUUUAUACAAAUAAACAGAUGAAUAUAUGUUUAUAUAAAUAAAUAAACAAAUAAACAAACAAAUAAAUAAAUAAUUAAGUGAAAAUGAAAAAAUAUCGAUAAGAUAAAUAAACUAUUGUUCCUCUUGGCCUUCCAUAGAGAAGGCGACGAGUUGGAGUGUUGGUUCUUUCAUGUAACAGGCCUGGGGAGCGUUUCAUGAAAGGACUUGUCGGACGUUUUAUCCGACAAGUCCUGUUUUAUCCGACAGUUACUAUAUAGUA
Lytechinus variegatus (green sea urchin) is the source of this 3172-nucleotide messenger RNA. RefSeq names its product ABC transporter F family member 4-like. NCBI's taxonomy places the organism in Eukaryota, Metazoa, Echinodermata, Echinoidea, Temnopleuroida, Toxopneustidae. The transcript has 7 exons. The coding region runs from base 370 to 1761 and encodes 463 amino acids. The record is from RefSeq and is a predicted model, not a curated record.